AUGGGGUGGCAUCCGCUCUUAAUCGCCCUCGCAGCGUGCGCGCAUGCGAAGUGGCACGUCAUCCACGGCAGCCACACCAGCCACAACGAGCGCCGCGGGCCCGGAAACAACCGGUACCUCACCUACAACGAGACCGAGGGCCUUAACAACCAGCGCAUCGCGCUGGAGAACGCGCGCCUCAUGGCCAUCCUGCUGAACCGGACCCUCGUCGUCCCGGACACGAUCCCACCCCACGACGCCGGCGACCCCUUCCCGACGAAGACCUGCCGCGUCUUCACCUGCGACUCGCUGCGCGUGCCGUGGGUGUCGCAGCGCUACUUCGAGGACCACCGGAAGCGGUGGCCCACGCGGAUCCGCGACGACGCGGCGCGAUGCGGCGACGUGGCCACCUGCGAAGACUUCCUGCUCGAUCCGCCGAAAAACGUGGUCGUCGAGGUCCCCGUUGACAAGACCCAUACUCCACUAUCAGCCCCGCUUGAUGCUGCUAUAAGCUCUGCUUGCAUGGUGCGCUACCAAAGGUCGUCGUCGGAGUGGGUCGUGGACGCCGGGGACGCCCCGUGUCCGCUGUACACGGUCCUGGAGCUCGCCGAAGACGAGGAAUGGUACAAAGAAGCGUACGGCGUCUUCAACAAGAAAAAAUUCGGGUCGGGGGAGGCGCCGGGCGAAGGCGACCGCGUCACCAAGUUCUUCUACGACGGAGAAGCGUACGACGGCACCGUCGCCGAGGUCACGGUCGGGGACCAGUCCUUCUCCAGCGACGUCGAGUCGGCGGAGGCGGCCAUCGCGGGGAAGGACUGGGAGCGGUCAUUGCGCUGGAAGGUCGUCAAGGCGCGCCCGAGGGCCGACGACGGUGGCGUGACGUACUACACGCUCAGCUACUACUGCUACAAGUCGAGGCGGGACCGCAUGGCGAAGAAGUCGCCCACGCAGAAGUUCAUCACGACGUCCAUGGUCCCCGGCUGCCCCGCGCGCUGGCGCACCCACAACGAGGCCAACCUCGCGAUGGCCAAGUACGUCGCCGUCGUUGAGAGUCCCGGGAAGGCCGGGCGCAAGCGGAGCGCCGGCGGCGACGAGGGGGACGUCGAGGUCUGCGGCGACGGCGACGACGACGUCCCGGACGCGCCCGCGCUCGCGGCGCCCGCGCCCGACGGCGACGACGGCGGCGUCGAGGACGGCGACGACGACGUCCCGGACGUGCCCGCGCUCGCGGCGCCCGCGCCCGAGGGCGACGACGGCGGCGACGACGACGACGAGGAGGAGGAGCUCGCGGAGGACGACUUCACGGGCUGCGGCGGCGACCUCGUGGACUGGACCCCGAAGGUCACGCUGCGCAGGCCGCGCGGCGCGGGCGCCGCGGCCGAGGCCCGGCGCAGGAAGCGCUCGAGCUUGGGCCACCGCACCAUGGACGCGCUCGCGGCGCUCAGGCGCGGCGCCAUGCGGCUCAUCGGCGCGGUCGGCGGCGCCUCGCGCCGCCGUCGCCACCAGUCCGGGCACCGGGGCGACGACGGCCGGGAAGACAACCGGAGAAGAGACGAGGAGAACCGACGGGCGCGCGUCGAGGAGGUCAUAGAGCGCAACGCGAGGCGGUACCAGCCCAUGAUCGACCGCCUCCGCGGCCACCUGACCGCCGAGACCACCUACCACCUCUCCCUCGCCUACGACCCGGAGGACCCGGACUCGCGCCUCAAGAUGUCCGACUCGGAGCUCCGCCGGACGCGGACCAAGGCGGAGCGCGUCGAGCGCUACCUCCGCUACUUGAGGGACUUCAACACCGGCGAGCCAGGUUCCUUCACGGCCCUGGAGUGCGCGCAGAAGGCGGCCGACGAGGCCUACGGCAAGGUCAGCUCGCGGACGGUCAUGGGCUACUUCCGGAACCAGUACCUGCCCUCCGAGGGCUACUUCCUCGCCGACGAGCGCGGCAGCUACCCCCGCGACUCGUGGACGAGCUGCUUCCUGAGCCAGGACGACCUCGUGCUGCGGCUGAACCUCCUCGUCCGCGCGAACCUGCGCACGAUGUCCUUGGAGAAGCUCGCGGAGCUCAUGUCGGAGGUCAUGAUGAUGAAGAUCACGGACAACUACGACGGCGGCGCCCCCACGGGGAGCAAGACGAUCCGCUCGACGCGCGCCACGACCGUCGAGCCGGACUGGUACGUCGACGGCGACGUCGACGGCGACGUGCGGGGCUUCUUCUGGAAGCGGUACGGCCUGUCGUGGCCCAUCAAGAAGGGCCACGGCGUCUACACCAUCGCCCACUCGGACAAGAUCCAGCUCGAGUACCGCGACCGCAAGAAGUCGUACAUGACGGACGUCCACGAACGCGCGGCGGACGACCGGAACGAACGAUUUUUGCCGCUCGACAAGGAGAUGGAGAAGCUCCAGCACAAGUGGAUCCAGCUGUCCUUGGAGGAGGCGGAGAAGCUCUUCGUCGCCCACGAGAAAACCAAUCCCAACGCGCGCCAGGACCUGGAGCCGCACCGCGUCAAAGUCGAGAUCGACGGCGCGUCCGUCGACGCCGUCGAGUUCAACGUGAACGCGAGCUCGGCCUUCGAGGCCUACGUCGAGUCCAUGCCCAUGGGCGGCUCCCUGAGCGCCAGGUGGCCCAGCGACGCGCCGCCGCUCGUGGCGAUCGGCCAGGACGAGAUGUGCCGGCACAGCCACGAGUACACGUCCAAGUGCUGGACGCACAAGGGCGCGGCGCCCAUCGACAAGAAGUCGCGCGGGCUGGCGGUCCACGUCAGCGGCUUCGUCUCCCGCGCCCAGAAGAUCGGCUUUGGCUUCCCGCUCGACGAGGCGACGCUCGCGGCCAUCAACGCGCACCGCGCGGGCAAGCAGUACCCGGUCACGACGUCCGGCGUCGACGUCGGCCAGGCCUGGAUCAAGGUGCAGGAGCAGCAGGGCGUGGCCCAGCCGACCAAGGACAUGCCGCCGCUGAAGAAGAACGUGCCCGCGGGGUACUGGGACAACGCGGUCGACAUCUGCGCCGUCGGCUUGUGGCACAUGAACCCGGGCGCGAACAAGGAGGGCUGGUGGCUGGGCGUCCACAUCAUCGUGCACACCUACGACGUCAUCCAGGCGUUCGAGUUCGUCUACGGGAAGCUCUCGGACGCCGCGACGCCGUGCCAGGCCCUCUUCUACUUCGACCACAGCGCGCAGCACGGCCACUCGAAGCCGGACGCGCUCUCGACGACGCAGAUGAACCUCUCGUGGGGCGGCGACCAGCCCAUCGUCCGCGACACGAUCAUCGAGCGCUCGGAGGGCUUCCUGGGACCCUUCGAGCCCGUGCUCAAGCCCGGCGACACCCAGCGCGGCUAUUUUGAUGAUCCGUCGGCGCCGCCCGUGGACGAUCCCGCGGCGCCGCCCGGGAACGGACGCCGAGCCACGGCCAAACCCAAACCGCCGAAGCAUGGCGCGGAGUACUACCGCGCAUCGGCGCUUUUCGAUGCCAACGCGACGGCGGAGGCGAAGAUCCGGGCGGCGACGACGGAGGCGGGCGUCGCGUGGGUCCAGAUCGCCGCGGACGACGCGAAGGCCUACGUGCAGGCGCGGUCGAUCAAGGAGCAGGGCAAGCGGGCGGCCACGGCGCCCAAGGACAAGAAGGUCGGGUCGCUCCGGGCGCGCGCGGCGACGUACCACUCCGAGAACGCGUCCAUCACGAUCGAUCUCGGGUCGAAGCCGCCGGGCUACGACGAGUGGCGCGCGGCGCUCGAGGUCCACGCGGCGAGCGUCACGGGCUUCAUCGGCCAGCCCAAGGGCGGGAAGCAGCUGCUCAGGGAGCGCGGCCUCUGGCACCGGGGCAUGUCGUGGACGGGGAAGAAGGACACCUACGGCGUCCCCGAGACCGUCGACAUCGACGGCGUCGCGCGGUCGACGUGCGCCAAGGACGUCCUCGCGGCGUGCUGGGACUACCAGAACGAGACCUCGGAGCUCGAGCAGAUGGUCACGGACCUCGGGCACCGCGCCAUGUUCACACCCAAGGGCCACUGCGAACUUGCCGGCGAGGGUAUCGAAUACGACUGGGGCGUCGCCUCGCGGUGGAAGCGCAAGAACGGCCGCGACGAAGACCAGCACCUCCAGGAGGACACGCUUCGCUCGUUGUCGCCGAAGGUGCUGCCCGUGUUGCGCGUGCGCAUGUUCGAGCGGACGGCGUGGCGCUACAAGCAGGCGUACAGUCGAGUCACCCGCGGCGAGGCCACGGCGGGCGAGUUCGCGGAGGUCGAGCGGCUCCAGAAGGAGAUCAGGCGCCACCGCGACGCCGAGGUCGAACUAGCCGCGCUCGAGGGCCGCCGCGAGAACCCGCUUGCCGCCCUCGAUGCGCCCCCGGGGACGGCUCCGGUCCGCGCGGCGACGGCCGCGGGCCCCUGA
Messenger RNA from Aureococcus anophagefferens, 4362 nucleotides. RefSeq lists its product as hypothetical. Lineage: Eukaryota; Pelagophyceae; Pelagomonadales; Pelagomonadaceae. The transcript has 4 exons. The record is from RefSeq and is a predicted model, not a curated record. The coding region runs from base 1 to 4362 and encodes 1453 amino acids.